This is a messenger RNA of Endocarpon pusillum Z07020, 774 nucleotides long. RefSeq lists its product as uncharacterized. Lineage: Eukaryota; Fungi; Ascomycota; Eurotiomycetes; Verrucariales; Verrucariaceae. The record is from RefSeq and is a predicted model, not a curated record. The coding region runs from base 1 to 774 and encodes 257 amino acids. The transcript has a single exon.
AUGCGUGAUCACGUAGGCUACUUGGAGACAAAGAACAAGGCUCGCAUGCAUGUUUAUGCACUUCCUGAGCAGCAUCACCGACGAGUCAGCUCUGAAUCGCCGGCACUAUCGUUAUGCAGAGCGCUCGGUGCCUCUACACCACCAAAACCUGGUCAGACCAGACGGCUGCGCCCUCCGCCUCUAUUGAAGCCAAAGGUGAGGCUCAAGCUCGCGUCAGCCAUGGCCUUGUCCUACCCUCAGCUGCAGUCUACUCCCUGGUCGCAUUCUGGCUUGGACAAAUCGGACAUCAUCUUCAUGUGUUUGAAUCGACCUGACGCUACGAUCGAUUUGACGGCCCCCCACAUAAGUCAAAACUUUACCUCAAGAAGCGCUCCGAAGGCUUCUUCCACUUCUACAGCAGUCUCGGACUCGAGCACUGCAUUGAGCAUGGCUCUCGCCUUCAUCAAGCAGUCGCGGGGUGAAGGCCUUUUCGCCCUUGGAAAGCUGCUCGUCGAGCUUGCCUUCAAUUCUCCUCUUGAAAACCUGUUUGAAGACGAGGACAAAGACCACGGCAAGGUAUUCGAAUUCACAGAGUAUCUUGCUGCGAAAUGUCUCCUGUCAGAGAUAUACGAAGAGCAUGGAUACCUUUACGGAGAAGCUGUUCGGAGAUGCAUUGAAGGCGUUGACGUUCGUGAGAAAGCUGUCGAGAAUCCAGAUUUUCGGAGGGUGUUCUUGCGGGACAUCUUUCAGCCCCUGCAAGAUACAAGUACAUUUUUCAACGGCAACCCUGGAUGA